ACAACGGUCCCAUAAACUUAAUGUUUCAGAAGAGAGAUAACACUUAGGCUUCAUGGAAUAAGCCACCCACUCUACUACUGAGGGCUAGGAAGAUACUUUUUUCCUGUAGUCCAAUUAUUUUAUCAUUGCCUUCUGCAGAGUUCCUAUGUACUGUUUUGGGUAGAUGCUUCCUUUGAAACAUCUAACACGGCCCACCAUCAGAGACAGGGUACUGGCCUAGAUAGACCAUUGGUUUAGUUAUACAAUGUUCCUGUAUAAUAAGUCUAAUGAGCUUAAAGGCCUCCAUAAUAUUUUUAGCCAUUUGCUGCACACUGUCCGGAGCAAAUAUAUGGGUUUCUUAAGCUGUACAUGCAAGCAAUAGCCCAGGAAAUGGUUGUCACUGGGCCCUGGCUGCCUGACUGGACACAAUAGAGGUUGAUGUAUACAGUUUCCUCCCAUUUUCUCUGGGAUAUAGUGAAAAAUAAUAGCAGCAACCUUCUUUGUAGGUGCAGGGGAAGUUCUUUCUAGUUUGGGGUGCACAGUCAUGGGGCAGGAGCAAGGACAAGGAUAAGAGUCUGGGAGAAUGGAGAUACCAUCCUGGUGCCAGUCCUCUCAGAGGACUUGGGAUGCGGUGCAUUGCAGCACACUCUCAAAGCAUUCACAGUGGAGGAGUCUAUGUAGUCCCAGCCAGUGGUAGGGCUCUCUCCAGGUCAUUCCCAGCCAGUGGUGUCAGGAUUAAGUUGUUCUGUAUCCAUGCCAUGACCUGAACAGAGCUGAGAGGCACUGGGGCUCUGUCAUUUUGCUAACUUUUAUCUCAGGAGCUGAAGGUUUCUCUCUCUGCCAGAUGCUCAGUUCCCACUGGCACUGGGAGCACCAUGUCUGAUCAAGAAAGAGCUGACGUGUCACCCAGCCAGGCAGGAACCAACAUGGAACAAACAGCAAGGAGGAGAGAAGGCGAGACAAUGGCCUCCUUUGUGUUGUGGUGUCUUUUGAUCUUCACCUGGGGGGUCCCCUCAGAGUGUGCUGAGGAAGGUCCCUCACCCCACGGUGCCACUGGAAAUGCAAAGAAACCUGUGCUUCUGAAUGAUACUGAAACCACAACAGCCUUCAUCAGUGCUGCUGAGGUGGCAGUCGUUGGAUUCUUCCAGGAACCAGAGAAGCCAGAAGUUUUAGAGUUCCAUAGUCUUGUAGGAAAAAUCCGAGAUGUGCCCUUUGGACUCAGCACCAGCCCUGAGGUCCUGUCUCAUUAUAACAUCACAAUCAACACCAUCUCCAUCUUCCGCAGGGUCGAUGAGAAUCGGCAAGACUUGGAAAUCACAGAUGGCAAAGAAAUGGACGCCACCAAGUUCAGCCGCUUCAUUCAGAUCAAUGAACUCCGUAUGGUGACAGAGUACAAUCCUGUGACUGCUAUAGGGCUGUUCAACAGUACAGUCCAAAUCCACCUCCUCCUGUUCACAGACAAGACUUCUAAGGAGCAUACAGAGCGAAUGCAUAAGUACCAGGAAGCUGCAGAAUUGUUCCGAGGGAAGAUUCUGUUUGUUUUGGUGGACAGCAAUGUGAAGGGCAAUGACCGUGUGAUGUCAUUCUUCAAACUGAAGAAGUCCCAGCUGCCAGCUCUCGCUAUAUUCCACACCCCAGAUGAAGAGCAGGAUGUGCUACCACUGGGUGACGUCUCCGUGGAGCAUGUGCAGGACUUCUGCAAUGCCUUUUUGCAGAGAAAGACUAAGAAAGAAGAUCCUGGACUAGAGGAGGAUGCUGUUAAGGUGGAGCUCUGACUUUCCUCUCGGCUACUGGAUAUGUCAUUGUGUCUGUGUCCACAACCACCUGUGCUUGGUCUAGAAAGGAUCUAGUGUGCACCAGCAGCUCUGGAGCCCAUGGGACAAUGGGAAAAUGAAGCCAAGUCAACCAGGAUCAAUCCCUCUGUGUUCCAUAUAGCAUACAUGCUCUCUGUUCUCUUGAGGUCCCUCUCUUUCCUCCUCACUUGUCAGCUCCAGCCCCCUCAUUCCAGUAUUCCAAGAGCCAUAGCACGGUACUGUCUCUAUCCUCGGUUUUCCCUGUUUGCUACCACAGAUGACAUGGGUGGUAUUAAAACACGGUGUCAAGAACAUGGCUUGCAGUUUACAGAGACAGGCUGGUCUGUUUCCUUGAUACUGCAAUGUCUUUAUAGUUGACUCCCUUUUCUCUAACUGUUGCCAUGCUGGCUCUUAUAAGCUUCUCCUCGUCUGAGAGCUGAUCUAUUGCUUGAGGUCACCUGAUCUUUUCCAUUACAUUUUACUAAAUAAAGCAGAAAGUGAAUAA
Messenger RNA from Alligator sinensis (Chinese alligator), 2277 nucleotides. RefSeq names its product endoplasmic reticulum protein 27 (gene ERP27). The transcript has 7 exons. The record is from RefSeq and is a predicted model, not a curated record. Gene Ontology annotation, biological process: response to endoplasmic reticulum stress; protein folding. Bases 855 to 1754 code for a protein of 299 amino acids. Gene Ontology annotation, cellular component: endoplasmic reticulum. NCBI's taxonomy places the organism in Eukaryota, Metazoa, Chordata, Crocodylia, Alligatoridae.